This is a messenger RNA of Centruroides sculpturatus (bark scorpion), 2030 nucleotides long. RefSeq lists its product as uncharacterized. The transcript is spliced from 7 exons. The record is from RefSeq and is a predicted model, not a curated record. NCBI's taxonomy places the organism in Eukaryota, Metazoa, Arthropoda, Arachnida, Scorpiones, Buthidae. The coding region runs from base 238 to 1002 and encodes 254 amino acids.
AAAAAAAAAAAAUAAUUGGAUGCACCUUAUCUGUAUUUCAUUCCGAUAAGAGCGAUAAAGUACACUACCUGUACCUUUUCCUCCCGUGUUAUUACUGUUAUUAUUACCUACAUCUGUCAUUUGUGAGUUUAAAGUAGGUGCAGCUGGUCUUUACAAAAAACAUAGAAAAGUUUAAGAAAUCGAAAUAUUUACGAAUUUAUACCGUUUAACCACUUGAUGUGUAAUACAUAGUCAAUCAUGGCAGAAAAAUCAACCCUAGAUUUCGAAGGUUUGAACUUGGAAAAUGGUGAAUUAAAAUGUUUCUACGAUGGAAAAAAGGAUAAAAAUAUUAUUUUACAAGAAAAAAUGGUGAUGACAGCAGGAAAAGAUGUGGAGCGAAGGCAUGCAGCUUUAAGACGAGCCACCCUGCUCAAACAGAAAGUUAUAUCUACUGAACUUAAGUUAGAUGGUUUGAAAAAACAUGAAGUAAUUAAUAGAUCUGGUAAUGAACAUUAUUAUGAGACUCGAGUGGACGAGUUAAAUACCAAGCUAAAUAAUUACACAGGUGCUCUGGAAAAGGAAAAUGAAAGAAUUUCUUCUGACUUGUUAAACAAUGAUUUAAUGAUCAGUGUGAUCAACAAAAGAAGAUCGGUGGCCAUUGGGGAAAAAUUGAAUUGCCAAAAUCAUUUAUUAUGUGACAUGGAAGACACAGGAAAAUCUAAGAAGAAUCCAUUACGUGUCAUAGGGCAUUUCUUAGAUGUAAAACUACGUGGACAUAAGAGAGUAAAAUCUGAUGAAUAUAAAGGACCUGAAUCUGGUCAGAUGAUAAGGCCAAGGACUCUGACCAAUCCAUUUUAUUUCAACAAAGGGGAAAAUGGUAGUUUGAGCAAAAAUGGAGAGAGAUUAGGUGUUGAAAAAGUAUCUUUGCGUACUGAAAUAGAUCCUGCUGCAUUAGCAGAAAUAGAGGCAUUUGAAAAAUUUAUUGAAGACUAUUUUGAUCGUCAUUGUUGUUGUCCAAUUUAAUUCUAAAUUUUGUAAACAGAAAAUAUUUUACAAUUUUGUACAACAUAUACAUUUAUUUUAGAACAAUUUUAUACAUUGAUAAGAAAUUAUUAUUUGAAUUUUUAUAUACUUUUACCUACAUUUAUGAAGUUCCUAUAAGUACAGUAUUAAAUCCUUUGGGAUCAUCCAUAAAUUACAUAAUGCUAUAUUUACACUUUUCAAAUACCAUCCUACCUCCAGUAAUGCUCUAUAAUGCUAUUACUAGUGUUGCCAUCUUUUUCAAAAUUGCUGGCCUGAACAUUUUAAAAUUAGGAUGUUAUACCGAGGAAUGUGCAUUGUAAGAAAUCGUACGAAGCACCAUUUUACAGUCAAGAACUGAAGAAUGUGCAUGCCAGUUUUAAAUCAGUUAGGGACUUGUGUUGGUACAAACCUAAUAUUUGCAAAAUACUCACAAAUAUUUUUAUAAAUUUAUUUUGUUUCAUUGUAAUUUCACAAUUUCUAUGAAAACCGGACAAAUUAAUAAUUAAUCUGGACCAUGAAUUUAAAAACUGGCUUGUCCGGGUGAAAACUGGCCUGAUGGCAACAAUAGCUGUUACACACAGCCAUUCCAAAAUUAUGCAACACCUAUCUAUCAUCUUAAUUGUACUAAGGAAUAACAGACAGCGUAGAGUAGUAAAUGUUACAUUAUUUUAAUCAUGUAAAAUGUUCAAAGCAGUGUCAUAAACAAUAUGGUUCAUUAUGCACUUCAGAAAUAAAAUUGAAUCAUUCUGUUACUCAAGGGUUGAUAUCCUAGCAUUACAAAGAAUUUUUGUAAACACUUCCUACUCCCAUGUAAUGCAUUGUGAAGAUUACCUGCAUACCACUCAACCAUAUUUGUGUUAUGUAAUUUAUGGACAGCCCCUAUAUUAGUGAAAUCAUAUUUUUAAAUUGGCUGACUAAUUGUAAUUUAAUACUAGUCAUAUUUUGUAAUGUGUAAGAACUAGUCAUAUUAUUGUUUAUACAUUCCAAUAAAUAAAUUGUUUUGAAUGUUUAUUAAUUUAUAAUUGUAU